AUGAAAGAUGAAAUGGUUGCUUUACAGGCAAACCAUACUUGGGAUCUCGUGCCUCAUACACCAAACAUGCAUGUGAUCGGGAGCCGCUGGGUCUUCAAAACUAAACUCAAAGGAGAUGGGCAGAUUGAACGGCUCAAAACGGGUCUCGUAGCACAAGGAUAUAACCAGGUUCAAGGUCUGGACUUCUUGGAAACCUUCUCACAAGUGACUGGGUGGGCUGUCCAGAUACACGCCGAUCUACUUCAGGAUACUGCACAUUUCUUGGUCCAAAUUGUAUAUCCUGGAGCUGUAAGAAAUAACCAACUGUUGCUCGCUCAUCCUGUGAAGCUGAAUACUGGGCCCUCGCCAGAGCUGCUGCUCAAAUUAAAUGGCUUACCUUCAUUUUACAAGAUCUCGGCGUCUACCUCUCCAAAGCUCCAAUUCUAUUGA
Messenger RNA from Nymphaea colorata (pocket water lily), 429 nucleotides. RefSeq lists its product as uncharacterized. The transcript is spliced from 2 exons. Lineage: Eukaryota; Viridiplantae; Streptophyta; Magnoliopsida; Nymphaeales; Nymphaeaceae. Bases 1 to 429 code for a protein of 142 amino acids. The record is from RefSeq and is a predicted model, not a curated record.